AUGUUGCAGGCAAGACGCACUGACGGAUAAUAGCCAUCAUGUCAUCGUUAUUGACGAGAUCCACACACUUGCAUGCGUCGUCCUUUCCAUUCGUCAACGGCCGACAGAUCCUUUCGCAGCAUCGAUCAGUCGUGCGGCCGCGGUGAAAGCAUCCCCAAAUCACGGCGGCAUGAUUCGGAGUUGCUCGACACACGGCGAUCCACGGCCCAUCGAUGCAACGCAAGAAUCCGCCACGUAGCACGUCGCACAAACGUCAGCAGGCAGGAACAAGGUCACGUGUCCAGGCAGGACCACUUGGAUCGACACACGGCAGCAGCACGUCGCACGGGACGGCGGCAAUCAUCCAACACCUUACUCAAAUCACGCAAAACCUGCACACACACACGACAACACAAGCAGCAACAACGAAAUCACGUGUGUGGAUCGCGUGUGUUGGUCUGGCCUGCGCCUGUGCCCCCCUCGCUCACCUUAGUCUCAUAUUUGCGUAUCUGCAGGUACGGCUUCUGGCUGAUGAGCAUGAGCCCCUCCACGGCCAGCAGUCGUGCACCAGCCUGCGGGCCCCUCACCGCCACCCACAGCAGACCAUCCACCAGGCUCCCCAGCUCCUCAUUCACAAAGUCAACGGGCGAGGAACCCUUCCUCUCCCCAUCCACUGCUGGCGGCCCCGGUACCCUCACGGCCGCCGGCCUGGUCUGCUGCUCUAGUUUCAGGCAGGCCAGCAGGAGGAGCACCACGCGCACACUCAGCCCCUCAGUCACUUCUGACACCAGCUGGGACUCCUCGCUAGGCGGCUCUCCCUCUCCUCGCCUCUCCUUGGCGGACGAGGAUACCGUCUUGGCGAGACGGAUGGAGUGGGGGGCGUCGACGGCAUCAUCUGAGGGUGCUGCUGGUGGUGAUGGUCCUGGGCUGAUGCCGGUGGAGGUAGGGGUUGCGUCAGGGCUGCCUGUGGGAGGGAAGAGGGGCACCCGGCGUGUGGCGAGGUCCAUCCCGUUCAGCACCGUCAGCCUCAGCGCAUCAGGAAAGUCAUUCACCACGGUCUGGAUCGGCAGCCUCGCCAGCAUGGCAGCCACGCACGCCACCCCCGCCAGAUGCAGCUGUGGCGGCAGCAGGAAGGCAUGCAGCUUCGCCAUGGCCUUGUGGCACACCUUCUGCAGCACAUAACCCGACACCUCGCUCGCACUGUCGCUCCCCGACUCCAACGGCAGCGGGCACAAAAUGUUGAAUGCGAUGGGGGCUGCGAGGGCGGCGUAGGGGUCGGCCCGGCUGCUGGAGUCCAGGAGGCUUGUGAGGCCGUCCAGGAACCUCAUGGCCGACUUGCGUGACUGCGGCGAGGCUGCGGGGGCCGCCUGUCGGAUCCAGAGGGCCUUGGUGACCUGCCCGUAGCACCUGACGCCGCUGUGCAGCCUCUCCAGUGUGUGAUGGCAGGCCUCGUCGUGCCGCCGGUGCUCCUCAUUCUCCUGGUGGACAGUCUCCUUGAGCUCCCUGUCGAUUCUCUCCAGCAGAGGCGUCAGCCUCUCCUCGCUGCUGCACCGCACCGCCGCGCCGAUCGUCCGCAAAGCAUCCGUCUUGACGUCCUUCGUGGAGAGCUCGGCCAGGUACUGCGCCUCAGCCGUCGAGAGCGCCCCAUUCGGGAUUUCCUCGUCGGGCUGCCCCUCUUCUUCGAAGCAGAUGGCGAGACACAGCUGCACCAGGGGGGUCAUCAUGCCCCCGGCAGCCGUGCCUUCAGGCACCGCCUUCAAUGAAGGGGGGAACAGGUGGGGCACCACCUUGAGGAGCACCAUGCGAUGGAGGGAGGCUUGGGAAGAGGCAUCUGGCGGCUUGAACAGCAGCUCGAGCACCGCUGACAUGAUCUCCGCUUGUCGAUCAGGGCUGCUUCUGGUUUCGAAGGCCUCGACCAGCGCCUGAAGCAGACGUCCGGUGCUCAUCAGGAGCCUCUCGGCUUCGGGCGAGAGGCUGCCGCUGACCGACUGCUUUGCAAUCGUCGGGCGGAAAGAUGGCAGCGUCAGAAUCUGCUGGAACCACGAGGGGCCGAGCUGCUUUGCUACGCCGUCGGCAAGGGGAGAGCCUCCCGAUCGCUGCAGUGCCUCCGUCAGUGUCUGCUGGCCGAGCGUGAGGACCUCAAUGGCCGAUGGCGGAGCGGCCGGACUCUCCUGCAUCAUCGACGCCACCCACUCCCGCAGAAAAAACCUGAAGGAUGCGAGCAGCAGGUCGUCUGUGCCGCCAGAAGAGGGUGAAGAGAGAAGCUCCUUGGAGAGCGCCAGGCCGAUCCUCAAGGCCUUGAUGGCCGUCUCCUCAUCUCCUUCCACGACGGUCUCCUCACCGCCAUUUCUUGCCGCCUGUCCGUUGGCCGUCACCCCGGUUGCAGCAGCGGCUUUGUAGAUGUGUUGGAAGCCCUUGUAGAGGCACGACAGCACGGGCACCACCAGGGACCGGUAGACCUCCUGGUGUGAGCACCGGAUGCCCUCCAUCGCUGUGAGGAUGGUGAUCAAGAAGUGGUCGUCGGCCGCCGACUGCUGGUCGUGGUCAAAGAGAAAGGCCGUCGAGCUGAGCCGGACGAAGGUCCUCAUGUGGUCCUUCAGGCGCCCAAUGCAGCUUUCGUCGAUCGCCACUUUGGUGGCAAACAAUGCGUCCUCGUCCUCACCACCCUCCUGGUCGCCGCUGUCUUGGUCUCCCCCCUCCGCACAGACACCUGGCGCGUCGCUGGAGGGUGGUGCCGGCAGCGGCAGUAUCCUCAGCAUGGCCCGCACCACGGUGGCCACGUGCCUGUCGGGUGUGGACGAGAUGGCCGCCAGCUGGCCGAUCAGCCGCCACACGAGGAAGCCGAUCGUGUCGUGGUCGCCCUCGCUCCCUCCAGGCGUCUCUUUCACGUCUCUCUGGAGGUACGUCACAGCCCCCUUGCUGCCCUCAUCCUCCCUCUCCAGCACACGCAGCAGCUCGCAUUGCAGACGCAGCCCCUCCAGCGGCAGCCGACGGCUGUAUGUCCACUGGCUCGACCCCCUGGCCGCAUCGACGUGCAGCGCCUCACCGCUGCCGAGCGUCUUGGAAAGGUAGUCGAGCAGCAGCCGGAUGCUCGACCAGUCCACCGUGCAGCGGCCGCAUGAUGUGGUGGCAUCCUCAGUGGGCUCGUCUGCCUUGUUUUGUUGCUGCUGCAGCAUGACCGUGACGCGCUGCACGGCCUCGUCGAAGGUGAAGGUGAGGACAUGGAAGAAGGCCACGGGAGAGGACGCCGCCGCGGCGAGGAGCAGCUCCUCACACACCUUGAUCUGGCUGGGUGUGGGCUCCUUGCCUUUGUUCUCCUGCUCGUCGCCGCCGCUCUUGGUCAUGACGGCCCACACCUUCUUGAGCGACGGCGUCAGCAGCUCCUCGAACCAAGGAGGCGUCAUGCCCGCCGGCAGCCCGCUCGUGGCCACGCGCAGCACGUCACGCCAGAGGCCGAUCAGCUUGUUGCGGUAGCUGCACUCGUUGUCGAUGAUCUCGAAUUUGAGGAAGUCGAAGAGUGCGGGGAGGUGGGUCCGGGUGGCCUCGCUGCCGUACUGCUCGCAGCAGAAGACCAGGGCCUCGAUGGUCUCGUUGCGCGUGUCGCAGGUCUGCUCGCUGUCGGCCCGGAGUGAGUCGAUGAAGAAGGGGAUGACCUCCUUGGCCAGACGGGGGUGACACGCCAACGUCAGCUUGAGCUCUCUCUUGAGCAUCUCCUCUGCACACACACACACACACACACAGACAGACACACACACACACACAUCCACACACAUCCACAGACGCACAGCCAUGAGCACCUGAAUAAUGUGUCAGCCAGUGGGUGGCUCUUCCUUCCUUGACUGACCGGUGAUCUGGUUGGGAUCGUUGGGCGGCGGUGUGAAUGAGAUGGGGAAGUAGAGAGUAGUGACGUCGCUGAUGACGAGGGCGGUCUCGGCGCCGAUGAGGUCCUCAUACUUGGUCAAGAGCAGCCGCAGCAGGGGGAAGGUCAGGACCAGGUUCCGGGGGUCCUUCUCGUCCUCGAUCUGACUGCACACCUCAUUACCUGCAUCACAUCACAGCACGACACACACUUCACUUUCACUCACGGCCCAUGCCAUGCGUUUGUUUCAUUUGAGCAUGCCAUGCACGUGUGCUGUCUCCGAUGGAUGUACCCUAGGUACCUACCCAGCUUGAAUUCGAAAGACCUCAUCUCUUCCUCAUACUCUGUCAGCAGCAGAGUGAGGACCUGACGGACGGACGCGCAAACACAACACACAGUUUGUUUGCCCACUCCACUCCACUCCACUCGCCUACCCCGACACCGACAAACUGACUGACUGACCUCGAUGAGUAUCUUCCGGAUGCUCUGAGCGAACGACGGUCCAUGAACCUUCGAGAAAACCGCCUGCGCGAUGUUUUUGACCACCUCCUGCCCCUUGUCCCUGUCGUCGUCAAUCAGCACGCCCCGGUAGGACCUCAGGAUGGCCCUGAACGUGACUAGUGCACCCUCCACACUGUACCAAUCCUCCAGCCUCUCGGAGAAGAACGAAACCACCGUGUCGAGGUGCUUCCAGUUGACUCGCAGCCGCGGGCACUUGGUGAGCACCUCCCCGAUGAGCAGUGCCGACCGGCGACGCUCCUGCGCGAUGGAGCUGGUGAGUCCCUCCUGCAGGACGAGCACGAGAUCGAGGAGGGACUUGCUGCCGCCUCCCACGGCGAGGACAAUGCCAUUGAUAGCUUCGAGGUGGUUGGCGGCCGGCAGAUCUGGGUCGAUGUAGGACGACACGGCACUCUCGAACGCCAUCGGCGUGGCGGACAGGCCUAUCACGCCUUCUUCAGUCAUCGGCAGCGAACACGAGCGAUCUGGAUGUCAAAUGGCGCGUGACACCAUGGGAGAUCUUGCGAAAGGCCCCUUUCUUCCAC
This is a messenger RNA of Vitrella brassicaformis, 4881 nucleotides long. The record is from the annotation of a GenBank genome assembly. NCBI's taxonomy places the organism in Eukaryota, Vitrellaceae.